CUCCCUCGCGCGAGCCGCCGGGAGCCGCCGCUGGAGCCGCCUCGCAGGAGCUGGGACCCGCCGCCGCCGCCGCGACCCGCCGCCGCCAUGGCCGAGAACGCCGCUGCCGCCGCCGCCGGCCUGGAGAACCACCGCAUCAAGAGCUUCAAGAACAAGGGCCGCGACGUAGAGACUAUGAGAAGACACAGAAAUGAAGUUACAAUUGAAUUGCGGAAGAACAAAAGAGAUGAACAUCUUUUGAAAAAAAGAAAUGUUCCUCAAGAAGAAAGUUUAGAAGAUUCCGAUGUUGAUGCUGAUUUCAAAGCACAAAACGUAACACUAGAAGCUAUACUGCAGAACGCCACAAGUGACAACCCAGUGAUCCAACUGAGUGCUGUCCAAGCUGCAAGAAAACUCCUAUCCAGUGACAGAAAUCCACCUAUUGAUGACUUAAUAAAAUCAGGAAUUUUACCAAUUCUGGUAAAAUGCCUAGAAAGGGAUGAUAAUCCUUCAUUACAAUUUGAAGCCGCGUGGGCAUUGACUAACAUAGCAUCAGGCACUUCUGCACAGACUCAAGCUGUUGUACAGUCUAAUGCAGUACCCCUCUUCUUGAGACUACUUCAUUCACCACACCAGAACGUUUGUGAGCAAGCUGUCUGGGCUCUCGGAAAUAUUAUAGGUGAUGGUCCUCAGUGUAGAGAUUAUGUCAUAUCACUGGGAGUUGUCAAACCUCUUCUGUCCUUCAUCAAUCCCUCCAUUCCCAUCACCUUCCUUCGGAACGUCACAUGGGUCAUUGUAAAUCUCUGCAGGAAUAAGGACCCCCCACCGCCUAUGGAGACAGUUCAGGAGAUUUUGCCAGCAUUGUGUGUUCUCAUUUACCAUACAGAUAUAAACAUUCUUGUGGACACUGUUUGGGCUUUGUCCUACUUAACAGACGGUGGAAAUGAACAGAUACAGAUGGUGAUUGAUUCAGGAGUUGUACCUUUUCUAGUUCCCCUUCUGAGUCAUCAGGAGGUUAAAGUUCAAACAGCAGCACUGAGAGCAGUAGGCAACAUAGUAACUGGUACUGAUGAACAGACACAAGUUGUUCUCAAUUGUGAUGUUUUGUCUUAUUUCCCAAAUCUCCUGACGCAUCCAAAAGAGAAGAUAAAUAAGGAAGCAGUUUGGUUCCUUUCCAAUAUCACAGCAGGAAACCAGCAACAAGUUCAGGCUGUAAUAGAUGCUGGGCUAAUCCCUAUGAUCAUACACCAGCUGGCUAAGGGGGACUUUGGAACACAAAAGGAAGCUGCUUGGGCAAUUAGCAAUUUGACAAUAAGUGGGAGAAAAGAUCAGGUUGAAUACCUUGUACAGCAAAAUGUAAUCCCACCGUUCUGCAAUCUACUCUCAGUAAAGGAUUCUCAAGUGGUACAGGUGGUGCUGGAUGGUCUGAAAAACAUCCUGAUAAUGGCUGGCGAUGAGGCUAGCACAAUAGCUGAAAUUAUAGAAGAGUGUGGAGGGCUAGAGAAAAUUGAAGCCUUGCAACAGCAUGAGAAUGAAGACAUUUAUAAACUAGCAUUUGAAAUCAUAGAUCAGUAUUUCUCUGGUGAUGAUAUUGAUGAAGAUCCCAGUCUCAUUCCUGAAGCCACUCAAGGAGGUACUUACAACUUUGACCCAACGGCCAACCUUCAAACAAAAGAAUUUAAUUUUUAAGUUCAAAAAAGUGCAGCUUCUCUGUCCCACACCAGUAUGAAGCACCACCAGAUGGCUACCAAGUGAAGAAACAAAAGGCUCCAAGACACACAUGCCUCUUCGUUUUGAUGCUUCUAAAGCAAGCCAUGUAUCGGUCACUUUGCAGUUGCCAAACGUCACUAUCACAUGGACUGUAAAUGCAUAUGCAUGAUCUCUUAAACUGUUUCGGAAUUCUUUUUAACAGUCCCAACUACCUUUUUUUGCCUUUUUCCUGGUGCCACAUGCUGACAACCGCAAUCUGCAGUUUUGUUAGGAAUAUUCCAUAGUGGUGGCACAUUGGCUUUCCACGGAAAAGUAGCUUCUUUGGAAAAUGGUGCGCUGUGGAUCAAGACACUUUGGUAUGAUGCGUACAUUUUGGAAGACUUUACAGGGGCCCAGUUUGCUCUGAGCCUCCAUCAUCGUCCUCCACAAACAUAUUUUCAUAUACUUUAUGUGGAAGAAUAGAUUCAAAAAUGCAAGCCAAAAUUUCAUUGGUGAAACUGAAAUAAAAGUAACUUUAAAAAAAAGCAAAACAACAACACUUGGCAAUUGAUUAAACACUUAAGUUUAAAACAAACAAAAAAAAA
This is a messenger RNA of Chroicocephalus ridibundus (black-headed gull), 2273 nucleotides long. RefSeq names its product karyopherin subunit alpha 3 (gene KPNA3). Gene Ontology annotation, cellular component: nucleus; cytoplasm. The record is from RefSeq and is a predicted model, not a curated record. NCBI's taxonomy places the organism in Eukaryota, Metazoa, Chordata, Aves, Charadriiformes, Laridae. Gene Ontology annotation, molecular function: protein binding; nuclear import signal receptor activity. The transcript is spliced from 17 exons. Bases 88 to 1668 code for a protein of 526 amino acids. Gene Ontology annotation, biological process: NLS-bearing protein import into nucleus.